GUACCUCGUCGAGUCAUGGCGGUCCCCGGGCGGGCGAUGGCGACGCGCGGGCAGGGGCAUCGUCGAGUCAUCUGCCCGCGGCAGGGUCCUUCUGUUGCCCGCCUUGCCCCUCCCUCUCCAUUUAUGAGGCGUCGCCGUGUCCAGUUCUCUCCCGGCUCCUCUGUAGCUCUGGAUCUGGAGAUGGCGGAGAUCUGCUGCGACGUGGCGGUGGCCGAGGUGGCGAAGGAGGCGUCGGUGGCCUCCCGCGAGGCCGUAUCGCGCCUUGAGAGGCGGCGCCGGAUGGGGAUUCGACGGUUCAGGCUCGUCGCCGAUGCCGGGGAUCAGACUGCGGAAGCGGGGCGAAAGAGGCGGCGGUUGAGUUGCUCUGGGGAGGUGGCGGUGGGGGAGACGAGACUGAGUUUGGAGCCACCGCGCAUGGGGAUCGAGCGGCCGGCGUUCGGGGUGGUGUCGAUUUGCGGACGGAGUAGAGAUAUGGAGGACGCCUUCUCCGUCCGCCCUGAUUUUGAUCGGACGGGGCCGACUCACCAUUUCUUCGGCGUCUACGAUGGCCAUGGCUGCUCCCAUGUGGCCGGUCUGUGCCGAGAUCGGAUGCACGAACUGGUGGAAGAGGAGAUGUUGAGGCUGGGACCUGGAUCGCCACCCUCGGAGGCGUGGACGGGGUUGAUGAAGCGGAGCUUCUCGCUUAUGGACUCGUUGGCGGUCGCGCGGCGACUUGAAGCCGCUGGCGUCGGCUCCAACCGUGCGAACCCUCGCUGCCGCUGCGAGCUCCAGACCCUGAAAUGCGACACUGUCGGGUCUACUGCCGUCGUCGCUGUCGUGGGGCUUUCAAAUAUCGUUGUGGCCAACUGCGGUGACUCGCGCGCCGUUCUUUGCCGCGGAGGCGCACCUAUCCCGCUCUCCUCCGAUCACAAGCCAGACAGGCCGGAUGAGCUCAGCCGGAUCGAGGCUGCCGGCGGCCGCGUCAUCUACUGGCAAGGCGCUCGAGUUCUCGGCGUGCUCGCCAUGUCUCGAGCCAUAGGCGACGGCUAUUUAAAGCCCUACGUGACGUCGGAGCCGGAGGUGACGGUGACGGAGCGGAGCGAAGCGGACGAGUUCCUCCUCCUCGGCAGCGACGGACUGUGGGACGUGAUGACCAACGAGAUGGCCUGCGACGUGGUCCGCACGUGCUUCGACCGGGCGAAGGCGCUGAACAGCGACAAGGCGUGCUCAGAUGCGGCAACGCUGCUGGCAAAGCUGGCGCUCGCAAGGCACAGCGCUGACAACGUCACUGUCGUCGUCGUCGACCUGAGAAAGCCAGCGAAAUCGCUACAAGAAUCAACAUGUAACUAGAUUUCUUCUCUUUAUGUAUCAUUUAACUGCCUAAAUAUCCAAAUGAAGAUCAUGUGAUAUGAGAUUUUCUUU
Zingiber officinale is the source of this 1401-nucleotide messenger RNA. Its product is annotated as probable protein phosphatase 2C 68. Gene Ontology annotation, molecular function: protein serine/threonine phosphatase activity; cation binding. The record is from RefSeq and is a predicted model, not a curated record. The coding region runs from base 16 to 1329 and encodes 437 amino acids. Gene Ontology annotation, biological process: protein dephosphorylation. The transcript is spliced from 4 exons. Gene Ontology annotation, cellular component: cytosol; nucleus. Lineage: Eukaryota; Viridiplantae; Streptophyta; Magnoliopsida; Zingiberales; Zingiberaceae.